UUCUCGGAAUGUUUACAAAAAUGGCGUCCUCGAAACAAAAUGUGAUUUUGAACAAUCACGAAUAAUUCAAAAUUGUUUUGCAAAGGCAAAUAGACUGAAUCUUCUUUUAAAGUAUUUAAAGCAAUUAUAAACAUGCAUGGUUGAAAAUUGCAUUAUAUAAAAUUAUAAAUGGUUUUGCAGAUGUGAAAAUUUGAAGAGAAAUUACUUAUUUUUUACAAUGUUUACUUUUUGGAAAAUGUCAUGCCAUAUGCUGCAUUGUUAUGCGUAACAGAUCAUAAAAACUGCCAAAUCACCCAAAACUAGUGGAGAUUAAUAUGAGAUCAAAUGGUCAUAUUUCAUUUACAAGAUUUGUACAUGUACACAAUUUACAAAGGUGAUGAGUAUCUUAAUUUAGUGAAAUGAUUCUGAAAUAGAGUUCAACAGGAGUACAGGAAAUAUUUUCAAUGUCACGACAAGUUUUACCACCAGCAGGUCACCCCACUGGGACGGCACCCCAGCAAACCGCUGAGGUAUUAGAAAAUCGACUCACCGCCGCUGAGGAUGAAACCAGUAUUUUACUUGAACAAUUAAAUGGACUUGGAUUUAGUAAAACUUCAGCAGAUAUUAAUUCAUCAAAUAUGAAAGUUCCUGUGUCCCCUUACAAGGUCAGGAUGGCCAGUAAUGAUGUUCUGAAAGAUAAUUAUGAAGCACUAGUGUCUAGGGUGUGUAAAAUGGAAAGUACAGUGCAGACUAUGAAGUUAAACUUGCUGAACAUUCAGGGUGAAAAUCAUUUAAAAGGGAAGUCGAAUGAUGAAUUUGAAUAUAGAAUGAAUGUGUUAAAACAAACUUACGAACAGACAAUUUCAAAAUACAAACGAGAGAUGGAACAGAUGAAGGAAGAUUUGUUACAGGAAAAUGAGGAGAAAAAUAAAUUAAAAAGCAAUAUUAAAGAUUUAAAGUCAGCUUUAGAAGAUUCUUCGACGACAAGGGCAGAAGCAACUGUUACAGCAGAUGAAUUGUCUUUAACCAAACAGAAAAUGCAGAGAAGGAUAAAUGAAUUAAAAGAAGAGUGUGAUAGAGAGAAGAGCCUUAGGAAAAGUCUAGAGGAGUCACAUAAUACAUUAAUGGAACGAGUUAGAGACAUGGAGACUCUAGUGGAGUCAGAGAGAAAGGAGGUUAAAUCUUUAUCCAUGGACUGCCAAAGUUUACGUAAUGAUGCAUUGAACGUGAGGGAGGAGCUAAAACUGACCCAGGCUCAAAGAGAUUCUAUAGAAAGUGAUUAUAACGAAUCUUAUGAAGAAAUGGAGAGAAUGAAAAGAAAUUUUGAGACAAUGGAUUCCGAUCGACAAGUUUUGAUGAAAGAACUGGAUAGAUUACGGAGACAGUAUGAUGACCUCAUUAAACAACUAGAACAAACUCAAGUUAUUGUAGAUCAGCAGAAGGAAAUGUUGUUGAUUGACAAAGUCACAUUAGCCAAUCAGAACAAUGAAUUGAAGACAACUAACAAAGACUUAAAGGAACAGAAUGAACAUCUAACCAAGCUUACGACGUGUGUUCAGAGUGAAACGGAACACAUUAAAUCAUUACAUAAAAAAGAACUAGAGGCAGAGAGAAGCAGAGUUGGAGAGAAAGAAAGAAUAGAAGAAGAGGCAUUGCAAUAUAAGAUCAAAACAAAGGAACUAACAUCUGAACGGGAAUCAUUGGAAAAAAGAUUACGACAUGUUGAGCAGGAGUAUACAAGUCUAAAUAAAAAGUUUGUUGCCAAGGACGACGAGUAUUGUCAAGCUGCUUCAGGACUGGAAAAAGAGUUGAACUCACUCAGACAUCAGCUACAGGUCGUAAAGAAAGAAAAAGAGAGGGCUGUCAAAGAUAAAGACCACUUACUAGAUGAGGUGAAUCAGACUGUUGAUUCUAUGAUAGAAGAACGGUCAAAACUUCAGGGGGAAGCACAACAACUAAAAAUAGAACUAGACUCACAGAAAAAACUCAGGAAGUCUCUGGAACAUGAAAAUGCCACACUCAUGGAAAGGGUAUCAGGGUUCGAAGGUCAACAGGAAACACAGAGUAAAAUAGAGAAAACCAUGAUGGAAAUGAUGGACCAGAAGAACAAAUUAGCCUACGACAACGGUAGUCUACAGACACAGGUCACACAUCUCACAGCAGAGGUCGACAAACUCAAAAAUGCUCAGAAUGAGGCUACAAAACUUAAACAUAUCAAUGAUGGUCUACAGAAUAGAUAUGAUAAGACACAGAAAGAGAUGAGUGAUUUAAAAAUAAAGGUUCAGCGACUCGAUAGUCAGUUACGACAGAAACAUGGAAGUUACGAGACGAAAGAAAAGGAUUAUAAUGAGUUACAGAAACAGAGAGAUGAAGCUGUAAAGGAGAGAGAUACUUUAAUACUACAGAUACAAGAUAUGGAGGACAAAGAUCACUCCAAGAUCAAUGGUUUACAAAGAAAUUUAGAAGACGCUAAAGCUGUGAACAAAGAAAUCGCCUCUACACUAGAAGCUGUGAUGUCAUCACAUUCACAUUUACAAACUGUUGUUGAAGAACUACAGACAGAACUCGGUAAAAAAGAUUCCACGAUCACAGCCAUUAAAAAUCAGAAAUCUUCUGCUCAACAGGAAUGGAAAUUUGAAAUGAAGCAGUUUGAGGAGAGAAUGGAGAAUUUACGGGGAGAAUUGAAAAAAGAAAGGGAUAAAUCAUUGAAGAAAAAUAGUCGAGAUAUUGCUGAGGUGCGGAAACAAAAUGAUAAUUUAUCUACACGCAAUAUGGAAUUAGUAAAAGCUAACACAGAACUACGACAUAAGAUGACAGAGAAUGAGAGUCAGACUAAGGACCUUAAAGACAAAAUCAGGGACCAGAAAAAGAGGCUGGAAUAUCUACACAAAUCAAAAAAGGACUUGGAAGAAAAUUCUGAAAAAGUCAGGGAAUUAAAAUGUGAAAUAGAAGACUUAGAAAACCUUAGAGACGAAUAUGUAAAAAGAAAUACAGAUCAGGGUGAAAUGAUAAACACUUUUAUGAACCAGAUUGCCUCUCUUCAGGUGGAGCUUCGACAACUGGCACAAAACCAGGCCGAGACAAAUUUAUUGAUUCAACAACGAGAGGUGGAACUGGAGAAAGAACGGACAGUAUCUCAUGAAAAUAAACGCAAAUAUGAACAUACGGUGAAACAGAAAGACGAUAUUGACAGAAUGAGACGAGAGACAGAAAAUAGGUUAAAAGAAGCACAGGAUGAAUCGUCAGAGAUCUCUGUACAUUUACAAGAUGCCCACGACUGGUUUAGAAACAAGUUUGAAAAACUACAGAAUGAGUUGGUCACUUCUAAAAGAAAGCAGGAAGAUUUAGUACAAGAUACAGAAGACCAGAAAAGAAAAGCAGACGAAGAGAAGUUAAAGGCACAUGCUGCUGUAGAAAAGGCUAAAGCCAUGAUCAGGGAGGUUGACAAAAGGAGAAAUAAUAUGAAUAGCCGAGAGAGUAUAAGUCGUCUUGCUGACUAUGCCAAUGUGGCUGACAAUGAGACCAAACACCAGCUACAGAAACUACAACAUCAAUUACAGAAAGAGAAGGACCAUAAUAAAUAUCUAGAGAUGAAACAUGGAGCUUAUAAAGAAGCAAGUGUUCGACAAAUGGAAUGUUUACUUAAAGAAUUUAAUCAGUGAUAUUCAGAAACAAUGCAUUCUACUGGACUACUAACAUAGUGCUUUAAUACUAUUGGUUAAAAAUCAGGUUGAAUGAUGAACUUUGACCUUGUGACCUCAGUAAUGAAUUAUGUACAUCAUCAUCUUAAUUGUGAGAUUUACAAAAUAGAAAUUUAAAAUCUUAUCUACAAGACUUUUUUUUACUGCAAACAUUUUGUUUUUCAAAGGAAACUGUUUCAGAAUUUAAUGAAUGUUGUAAAUUAAAUCAGUUUAUUUUAUAAAACUGCUGCCAUAUAAUAAAGAUACACCUGCCAGACUAUUAUGAUAUUGAUAAUUUUAAAUAUAUUAUUAAAAAUAUUGUGUGUGCCUGUGUAUUGACAU
Messenger RNA from Mytilus trossulus (common blue mussel), 4001 nucleotides. RefSeq names its product coiled-coil domain-containing protein 150-like. The transcript has 22 exons. Lineage: Eukaryota; Metazoa; Mollusca; Bivalvia; Mytilida; Mytilidae. The record is from RefSeq and is a predicted model, not a curated record. The coding region runs from base 444 to 3641 and encodes 1065 amino acids.